This is a messenger RNA of Bombus terrestris (buff-tailed bumblebee), 1614 nucleotides long. It is a transcript of the gene NitFhit, whose product is annotated as nitrilase and fragile histidine triad fusion protein NitFhit. NCBI's taxonomy places the organism in Eukaryota, Metazoa, Arthropoda, Insecta, Hymenoptera, Apidae. The transcript has 6 exons. Gene Ontology annotation, biological process: nucleobase-containing compound metabolic process. The coding region runs from base 537 to 1430 and encodes 297 amino acids. The record is from RefSeq and is a predicted model, not a curated record. Gene Ontology annotation, molecular function: bis(5'-adenosyl)-triphosphatase activity; hydrolase activity, acting on carbon-nitrogen (but not peptide) bonds, in linear amides.
UCAACACAAUCUUUACUAAAAUUUUAAUUGUCACGUGAAUUUAAGUUUAUGAUACAUCAUUAGGGAAAUUAGAAUAUUAGACAUUUGUUGAAUAUACAAUAAUCCGUAACCUUCGAAAACUCAAUUGUACUAUUAAUACCUCUUUGUUGAUAAAGGAUCUUAUCAAUAUAUAUAUGAAGCUAGUAAUUAGCUUAGUAAUUAUUACAUGAACGAAGGCAUAAAAAAAAUAAAGUUGAUUUACUGAUAGAAGUUUGUUUCAUUACAAAUUAACGAUUGCUACACAUUUCACAAUGUAUUGAUUUCGAGGACGAUUUUUAUCAUAUUUAUAGAAGUACUUUACCACUAUUAUUGUUACUUUUAUACCGCACUAUAUUGGCAUGAAGCAUAAAUAUCAAACACCAACGUUAUAAACAUGCAGCACAACUUUUUUUUUUAAGUAUUAACGUGAUUACAAAUCAAACAUAACGCAGCAGUCACAGAAUUCAAACUGAUUGAAACUUUGUUUCAAAGGGUCUGCAGUAGCCGGUAGAUGACUCAUGACUACAAAACAAUUUUCGGGACAUCUUAUUGCUAAAUUUAGUACUAUGGCACAUCCAUUAGUUGCAGUAUGUCAAAUGACAUCAAUAAAUGAUAAAGAAAAAAAUUUACAAACUGUACGAGAACUAGCUGAGAAGGCUAAAUCUAGAACAGCUUGUAUGGCCUUCUUUCCUGAAGCCUGUGAUUAUUUAGCCGAUAAUAAAAAAGAUAUAGUAGCCAUGGCUGAACCUUUGAAUGGAUCAAUAAUGUCAAGCUACAAAGAAAUUGCUAAAGCAAAUAAAAUUUGGUUAUCGUUAGGUGGAUUACAUGAAGCAUUAGAUGACGAUGAAAAGCGUAUAAGUAAUACACAUGUUGUAAUAAAUAGUGAAGGGGAAAUAGCCAGUAUUUAUCGUAAAAUCCAUUUAUUUGAUAUGGACAAUAAAACUAUUGGCGUGAGAUUAAUGGAAUCAGAUUAUGUCUUAGCAGGGCAAAAGAUUGAACCACCCAUAUCAACACCAGCUGGUAAAUUAGGCCUCAGUAUUUGUUAUGAUAUGCGUUUUCCCGAAUUAUCUCUUUCAUUAAGAAAUAUGGGAAUGGAAAUUCUCACAUAUCCAUCAGCAUUUACAUAUCAAACAGGUGCUGCUCAUUGGGAAGUAUUAUUGCGUGCAAGGGCUAUAGAAACACAAUGUUAUGUUAUAGCUGCAGCUCAAACUGGUGCACAUAACAAAAAGAGAGUGAGCUGGGGUCAUGCAAUGAUUAUUGAUCCAUGGGGAACUAUAGUAGCGCAGUGUAGUGAAAAAACUGAUAUGGUUUUAGCAGAAAUUGAUUUAAACUUAUUAAAACGAAUUCGGGAAAAUAUGCCGUGCGAAAAUCAUCGUCGAACAGAUGUAUAUCCUAAAAUAGAACCCCUGUAAUCUUUAAUUUAAAUGAUGUAUAUAUACGUAUAUAUCUAUAUAAUUAUAUUAAAUUUUACUUGCUUUUAUCUUUACUUUUUGACAGGAGCAAAUGCUCGUGCUAAGGCUGAUAUUUUAUGUAAAGUAACUAGGGAUUGAAAUGUAAUAAACAUUAUAUUUUCUUAAUAUAUAUGUAUAAAACAAA